This is a messenger RNA of Anneissia japonica, 3533 nucleotides long. RefSeq names its product neuroplastin-like. Lineage: Eukaryota; Metazoa; Echinodermata; Crinoidea; Comatulida; Comatulidae. The record is from RefSeq and is a predicted model, not a curated record.
CCCCCUACCUGCGUAUGACCCCAAGUGAGAACCAGAUAUUCACAGAUGGUAAGGAUAUCAAUGUGGAAUGUGAGGUGAUAAAUACAGAUUUGCCAUAUGAAAUAGCUUGGUACAAAAACAACCAACCACUAAAAUCAAAGGGAAAUUAUGUGAUCCAAGGAAACAAACUCACAAUUCAGUCACCUGGUAGCAAUCAAGCAGGAACAUAUUCUUGUGAAGCAAUUGUGAAAAAAAACAAUGGAUCAGCAUUGCAGUUGGAACGUUUCAUUAUAUUUGGAGAACCAAUUAGCAUCAAAGCCAUGGAGACUAUCAAGUACACCGAGGGAGAAAUUGCUCGUGUAGUGUGCACAGCAACGUCAAGCCCUCUACCAACAGUCACAUGGUUUCUAAAUGACGUGAACAUUACAGACAUCAUAGCCCAAGGGAACACCAGUCACUACCAGGAAGUGGGGCGUAACGAUGGACCACAUGGUUGGAAGUCAACCCUAAGAGUCUUGGACCUCUCAUUUGCCGAUGCUGGCCUCUACAACUGCUCUGCCUUUAAUGGAGUCAUUCAUGAGUACAAGACAGUCGACCUUAAAGUCCAAGAUCGCAUGGCUGCUGUGUGGCCCUUCUUGGGCAUUGUUGGUGAGUGUUCAUUCCUAAUUAUUGUGAUCCUGAUUCAUGAGAAGUGUACUGAAGGAAGUUAUGAUGAAGAUGAGUAUAAUGAAGAGACAAUCAAAAUAAACAAAAAACAUGACCAUACAAAUGAAAAGACUGAACUUAGAGACAGAGAAAACUGAUCAAGAUAGGUGAAAGGUGAAUCAACUCCUGCAAGAUUUUGUUUUAAAAUAAAUGGCAAUAAUAUUUCAAUAUAUUUCUAUGAACAUGAAAACAAAUUAAUUUUCAUUUACUGAAAAGACAGUCAUAUAUGUCAUUGUUAUUUUGCCUGUGAAAUACUCUUCAAAUGAUUCUCAUAAUUGCUUAUUUUACAUAUUGUAUAUCAAUCUCAAGUCUCAUAAUAAUAUCAAUUAAAAAUAAUUGUUUGAAUGCAUACAAUGUGCAACUGCUCAUGAAUAUUCUUACCAUGCAUGAAUGUUCAGCACUGACAUAAAUAUAUUCAACACAAUGGCAGCACCAAUGGGGGGGUGUCUAGUGGGGUGAAGUGUUGUCUAGUGGGGCACAGGAUACUGGGGUUUGAGGCGGGUGUGGACACAUAUCAGGGAUUUUGGAUCUAUUGUUGGGGAAUUUGGACCCCUGUCAGAGACCUUGAACCCUGUUGAACCCACAAAUGUGAAAAUGCCCACAAGUGUAAUAACAACCACAAAUGUAACAACACACCGCCCACAAAUGAAUAGCGCCCACAAAUGUAACAAACAGCGCCCACAAAUGUAAUAACGAUCAUCGUCCACAAAUGUGAUAACGCCCAAAAAUGUAACAACAAAACAUGACCUCUUUGCCCACAAAUGUAAUUAUUUUCUUUUAACUUCGAAUGUAGGAAAUCAGACAGAAAAAUCACCAAACUACGCAUUUUGUGACAGAAGCAUGACAUUUUUAGCGUUUGAUUUAUGACGCGUGUGAACAACAAAAACAAGUCUGGGAGGGGCUAAAAGUCAAAGGUUCUAGGAGGGGUAACUUAUGUGCCAAAGGUUAUGUCAUUUUCCGAAAAUAUGUCUCAUUGGAAGAAAUAGAAACAUGCAUAUAGGCCUAAUGAAUAUUUUGAAAGAAAAAUUUUUUUUAGUGGUUAGAAGAGUGUUUUUUUUCAUUAUUUUUUUUAUGGGGACAAUAUGCAGGGGAAAUUUAUAGGAGGAGAUGUAGGCAGUGGUAUGCACUCUCCAAGUGCCCUCUAGUUACAUUUGUGGGUGCCUUUUUGUUACAUUUGUGGGCAUUAUUACAUUUGUGGGCGGUGUGUUGUUACAUUUGUGGUUGUUAUUACAUUUGUGGGCGUUUUCACAUUUGUGGGUUCAACAAAUCUCUGGCACCACCCCAAUUCAACCAAGAAGAACAUUCAGAUUGUGGCAGUGUGUACCCUAAAUGAGGGCAGCUAGACAAAAUAAAUGUAGCAAAGUAUAUAUGAUAAGAUAAGAUAAGCUUUAUUGGUCUAUUCACAUAUUGUGGAAAUUAAAACCACAGCUACUCCUGUAUGUAUACGUGGUAGAUGUUAUCCCUCCCACUUCAUAUCAUUUCGAGAAAUUAAGUGAUCAGUGGUGGAUCUAGGGUUAAAGAUAAUGGUGGGGGUUGGGUGGUUGAGCACACAUAGUGGAAAAUGUCGUUUUGAAGAGGGGUUUUGCUGGAAAUUGCUUGCUUCCUAAAUGCUCAGAAUGUCCUGCAGAGGGUCUUUUAUGACAUUUCUAUAAUAUUUUCGGGUUUUUUGUUUUUUUUCUGUGUCGGUAAAUAUAUUUUUUAUGAUUUAAUUGUAAAUUUAGGUGUGAAUUAUAGACACAAUGAAAAGCAUUUGUAAAUUAUAACAUUACAAUUUCUGGACAUCUAGAGGUGUGCCAUAUUUUAUAAAAAUUAUAUUUUGAUGGAUUUAAAAGGGGACUGAAAAGGUUUUGAACCAGGUGCACUUAAAUGACAUAUUGACUUUUAAGGAAUUAAACUUGUUUGCUAGGUGAGAGAGCUAUUUGCUUAGCCUAGACUUAUGGAAUGGAAAAUGUGGGUAGUAGUUAGCUACCCUCUUCACCACAUUCAUUUGCCCCUGGUAUUAUUAUGGUACAGUAAUUGGUUUUAAAUUAUGGCACAAAUAAAUGGGGUUUUUUUUUCUAUACUGUACUGUAUGUAUUUUAAGGUUUUCUGAAAGGAUUAUCACAAUCUUUGUUUUUCCUGUGUAAUAAAAGAACAGUAUGUUUAUAACAUAUUGUAUUUGUUUAUUGUGGUAAUAUAUAAAUUAUUAGAGUAUAAAAUUUUUGAAAGCGGAAUUUAUAUAUGAAAUUAGUAUUUUGAAAUAAUUGUGCACCAAUAUAUAUUUGAAUAUUAUUUAAAUUGGAUUAUUAUCAUAAAAAGACAUUUAAUUAUAACAUGUAGUUUUGUAGUUUAUAGAUUUUUACGGUACAGGAUUUUGAUAAAAAAUAAUAAGUGAUAAAAGAAACACAUUGAUAUUUCAGAUUUAUAUUAAGGACCCAAGUUAUUAAUUCAAUUGUUUUAAUUGUUUUGCUAUUCAGUGUAAAAUCACAUCAGCCACAUGGAGUGUAUUUUAAUAUGAGGUGUCAAUAUGUGUGAAUAAAUAAAACGAAUAUAUAUAUAUAUAUAUAUAUAGGGUACAGUAUAAUAAUAAUUUGGUCAAGUAUUAAUGUAUUGAAUGUAAACAUUUUGUUGUAUACUCUGCAUCAUAUUUUUAUGUUUAGGUGAAAAGACAAUAAUAAUAUAAUGAAAUUUAUAUUUUUUUGGUUUUCUUCUGUCAAUUUUUUUUUUCUUUUUGUUUUGAGAAAUUUGCAAAAUGAAGACUAGUAUAAUAUAUGUAUUUACUAAUAUGGUUUACAUGGAUGUACUAAUUAUUUUUAUUCAUAUGAAAUGUGUGAUGUGCUGAAAAUAAAACUUAUUUGGGAUUUAAUCAA